Molecule: messenger RNA, 6080 nt
Organism: Ctenopharyngodon idella (grass carp)
Lineage: Eukaryota; Metazoa; Chordata; Actinopteri; Cypriniformes; Xenocyprididae
Product: sialoadhesin-like
Exons: 23
Coding region: 318-5459 (1713 amino acids)
Source: RefSeq, a predicted model, not a curated record
UAUGUCUUUCUGAGUGCAAAAACGUCAACUAACCUUUACAAUAGGUGUGAAAUAUCCAGCAGAACAUCUGGUUACUCAAUCCUGUUCUCUAAACGUCUUCAAAGUAAAUGUUUUUUUUUUUUAAUUAACUUAAAGAAAAAGAUCAUUAUGUUUCUUUAAUUAGGUUUAGUUCAGUGAUGUUGUUCUCAUGUUGAGGGAGGGACACUGAUAUUUCCAGCACUGGUCAUUAAUAAACAGUGUUAACCACAGAAAGUCCUUCACUGUGAAGAUAAAGUGCUUGAGUUAAAACAGUCAGUCAUUUGGUUGCUGUUGAUCUGAUGAGCUUCAACACGAUAUAUUUUAUGCUGAUGUUGGUCAGAAUGGCUCCUGCUCUUCCUCUGAUCUUUCUGCUCAUGAUUCACGGGGUUUCUAGUGCUCAUUGGGGUGUGAGUUACAGUCCUUCACACAUCUGUGCACUAAAGGACUCAUCAGUGAUAAUGAGCUGCACUUAUACAUACCCUACUGGAUAUCAGAUCAAGAAAGUGUUCUGGACCAAAGACACUGUAAAAGAGGGUGUAGAGCCUCCAGAUCUGUCUGAGGACCCUGAAUACAGUCAGAGGCUUGAUCUGGGAGAUAAACAGCAGAACUGCACCAUCAGACUGAGUCAUGUGACACUGAAGGAUUCACAAAUGUACUAUUUCAGAUUCACCACUGAUAAACCUGAUGGUAAAUGGACUGGUAAACCAGGUGUGAAUCUUACUGUCACAGAUCUUCAGGUGGAGUCUCCUGAGAGAGUGACAGAGGGAGAUUCAGUCCGUCUGACAUGUAAAAGCAGCUGCACUCUGACUGACAGAGCAACAUUCAUCUGGUACAGAAACUCACAGCCAUUAACUGAGAGAAGAGACAGAAACAAUGAACUCCUGCUGCAGUCAGUCAGAAGAGAGGAUGCAGGCAGAUAUAGCUGUGCUGUACACGGACACAAUCACAUCUCUCCUGCUGUUGAGCUCAAUGUCAUGUAUCCUCCAAAGAACGUUUCAGUGUUGAUAACUGGAUCUGGUGAAAUAGUGUCAGGAGAUUCAGUGACUCUGAUCUGCAGCAGUGAUUCAAACCCUCCUGCUCUGAACUUCAGCUGGUUUAAAGGAGGAACGUUUGUAGGAUCUGGAAGAAUCUACAGCAUCUCAAAGAUCAGCUCUGAUGACAGUGGAGAAUACGAGUGCAGAUCCAUCAAUGAACAUGGAGUGAAAUACUCUGAUGCUGUGACUUUAAACGUCAUGUAUGGACCAAAGAACGUCUCAGUGUCCAUCAGUCCAUCUGGUGAAAUAGUGUCAGGAGAUUCAGUGACUCUGAUCUGCAGCAGUGAUUCAAACCCUCCUGCUCUGAACUUCAGCUGGUUUAAAGGAGGAACGUUUGUAGGAUCUGGAAGAAUCUUCAACAUCUCAAAGAUCAGCUCUGAUGACAGUGGAGAAUACAAGUGCAGAUCCAGAAAUAAACAUGGAGAGAAAUACUCUGAUGCUGUGACUUUAAAUGUCAUGUAUGAACCCAGGAAAAUCUUAGUGUCCAUCAGUCCAUCUGGUGAAAUAGUGUCAGGAGAUUCAGUGACUCUGAUCUGCAGCAGUGAUUCAAACCCUCCUGCGCUGAACUUCAGCUGGUUUAAAGGAGGAACAUUUGUUGGAUCUGGAAGAAUCUACAACAUCUCAAAGAUCAGCUCUGAUGACAGUGGAGAAUACAAGUGCAGAUCCAGAAAUAAACAUGGAGAGAAAUACUCUGAUGCUGUGACUUUAAAUGUCAUGUAUGGACCAAAGAACGUCUCAGUGUCCAUCAGUCCAUCUGGCGAAAUAGUGUCAGGAGAUUCAGUGACUCUGAUCUGCAGCAGUGAUUCAAACCCUCCUGCUCUGAACUUCAGCUGGUUUAAAGGAGGAACGUUUGUAGGAUCUGGAAGAAUCUACUGCAUCUCAAAGAUCAGCUCUGAUGACAGUGGAGAAUACAAUUGCAGAUCCAUCAAUGAACAUGGAGAGAAAUACUCUAAUGCUGUUACUUUAAACGUCAUGUACCCUCCCAGAAAUGUCUCAGUGUUAAUAAACGGAUCUGGUGAAAUAGUGUCAGGAGAUUCAGUGACUCUGAUCUGCAGCAGUGAUUCAAACCCUCCUGCUCUGAACUUCAGCUGGUUUAAAGGACGAAUGUUUGUAGGAUCUGGAAGAAUCUUCAACAUCUCAAAGAUCAGCUCUGAUGACAGUGGAGAAUACAAGUGCAGAUCCAGAAAUAAACAUGGAGAGAAAUACUCUGAUAAUGUGACUUUAAACGUCAUGUAUGGACCAAAGAACGUCUCAGUGUCCAUCAGUCCAUCUGGUGAAAUAGUGUCAGGAGAUUCAGUGACUCUGAACUGCAGCAGUGAUUCAAACCCUCCUGCUCUGAACUUCAGCUGGUAUAAAAGAGGAAAGUUUGUAGGAUCUGGAAGAAUCUACAGCAUCUCAAAGAUCAGCUCUGAUGACAGUGGAGAAUACAAGUGCAGAUCCAGAAAUAAACAUGGAGAGAAAUACUCUGAUGCUGUGACUUUAAACAUCAUGUACCCUCCCAGAAAUGUCUCUGUGUUGAUAAACGGAUCUGGUGAAAUAGUGUCAGGAGAUUCAGUGACUCUGAUCUGCAGCAGUGAUUCAAACCCUCCUGCUCUGAACUUCAGCUGGUUUAAAGGAGGAAUGUUUGUAGGAUCUGGAAGAAUCUACAGCAUCUCAAAGAUCAGCUCUGAUGACAGUGGAGAAUACAAGUGCAGAUCCAGAAAUAAACAUGGAGAGAAAUACUCUGAUGCUGUGACUUUAAACGUCAUGUGGGUUUCUAGUGCUGAUUGGGGUGUGAGUUACAGUCCUUCACACAUCUGUGCACUAAAGGACUCAUCAGUGAUAAUGAGCUGCAAUUAUACAUACCCUACUAGAUAUCAGAUCAUGAGAGUGUUCUGGAUCAAAGGCCCUAUACAAGAGGGUGUAGAGCUUAAAGAUCUGUCUGAGGACCCUGAAUACAGUCAGAGGCUUCAGUAUCUGGGAGAUAAACAGCAGAACUGCACCAUCAGACUGAGUCAUGUGACACUGAAUGAUUCACACGAGUACUAUUUCAGAUUCAUCACUGAUAAAGAUGUGAAAUGGACUGGCACUCCAGGAGUGACUCUUACUGUCACAGAUCUUCAGGUGGAGUCUCCUGAGAGAGUGACAGAGGGAGAUUCAGUCCGUCUGACAUGUAAAAGCAGCUGCACUCUGACUCACAGAGCAACAUUCAUCUGGUACAGAAACUCACAGCCAUUAACUGAGAGAAGAGACAGAAACAAUGAACUCCUGCUGCAGUCAGUCAGAAGAGAGGAUGCAGGCAGAUAUAGCUGUGCUGUACACGGACACAAUCACACCUCUCCUGCUGUUGAGCUCAAUGUCAUGUGGGUUUCUAGUGCUGAUUGGGGUGUGAGUUACAGUCCUUCACACAUCUGUGCACUAAAGGACUCAUCAGUGAUAAUGAGCUGCACUUAUACAUACCCUACUGGAUAUCAGAUCAAGAACGUGUUCUGGACCAAAGGUCCUAUACAACAGGGUGUAGAGCUUAAAGAUCUGUCUAAGGACCCUGAAUACAGUCAGAGGCUUCAGUAUCUGGGAGAUAAACAGCAGAACUGCACCAUCAGACUGAGUCAUGUGACACUGAAGGAUUCACACGAGUACUAUUUCAGAUUCAUCACUGAUAAACCUGAUGGUAGAUGGACUGGUGUUCCAGGAGUGACUCUUACUGUCACAGAUCUUCAGGUGGAGUCUCCUGAGAGAGUGACAGAGGGAGAUUCAGUCCGUCUGACAUGUAAAAGCAGCUGCACUCUGACUGACAGAGCAACAUUCAUCUGGUACAGAGACUCACAGCCAUUAACUGAGAGAAGAGACAGAAACAAUGAACUCCUGCUGCAGUCAGUCAGAAGAGAGGAUGCAGGCAGAUAUAGCUGUGCUGUACACGGACACAAUCACAUCUCUCCUGCUGUUGAGCUCAAUGUCAUGUAUCCUCCAAAGAGCGUCUCAGUGUCCAUCAGUCCAUCUGGUGAAAUAGUGUCAGGAGAUUCAGUGACUCUGAACUGCAGCAGUGAUUCAAACCCUCCUGCAGAAAUCAGCUGGUUUAAAGGAGGAACGUUUGUAGGAUCUGGAAGAAUCUACAGCAUCUCAAAGAUCAGCUCUGAUGACAGUGGAGAAUACAAGUGCAAGUCCAGAAACAAACAUGGAGAGAAAUACUCUGAUGCUGUGACUUUAAAUGUCAUGUAUGGACCAAAGAGCGUCUCAGUGACCAUCAGUCCAUCUGGUGAAAUAGUGUCAGGAGAUUCAGUGACUCUGAUUUGCAGCAGUGAUUCAAACCCUCCUGCUCUGAACUUCAGCUGGUUUAAAGGAGGAACGUUUGUAGGAUCUGGAAGAAUCUACAACAUCUCAAAGAUCAGCUCUGAUGACAGUGGAGAAUACAAGUGCAAGUCCAGAAACAAACAUGGAGAGAAAUACUCUGAUGCUGUGACUUUAAACGUCAUGUAUGGACCAAAGAACGUCUCAGUGUCCAUCAGUCCAUCUGGUGAAAUAGUGUCAGGAGAUUCAGUGACUCUGAUCUGCAGCAGUGAUUCAAACCCUCCUGCUCUGAACUUCAGCUGGUUUAAAGGAGGAACGUUUGUAGGAUCUGGAAGAAUCUACAACAUCUCAAAGAUCAGCUCUGAUGACAGUGGAGAAUACAAGUGCAGAUCCAGAAAUAAACAUGGAGAGAAAUACUCUGAUGCUGUGACUUUAAAUGUCAUGUACCCACCCAAGAACGUCUCAGUGUUGAUAACUGGAUCUGGUGAAGUAGUGUCAGGAGAUUCAGUGACUCUGAUCUGCAGCAGUGAUUCAAACCCUCCUGCUCUGAACUUCAGAUGGUUUAAGGAGAAUGAAAGCUCAGCUGUUGGAUCUGGACAGAGUUUCAGUGCACUACAGAGUGGACGCUUCUACUGUCAGGCUCACAAUCAACAUGGAUCUCAGAGAUCAGACGCUGUAACUGUCACAGUUCAUCAUGGUGCUGGUAGGAAUGUGAUUGUGAUCGCAGCGACAUCUGGAGGAUUAUUCAUCAUCAUCAUCAGCAUCAUCCUGUUUAUAAUAAAGAAACGAAGGAGUGAUAAAACUGAAGAUCUCACAGUGACACAGAAUGAUCUCUAUUCUGAUGCAUCACAGAGAGUUUCAGUCCAUGACAAGCCUCUUUCUAAACCGGAUUCAGCCAAUGAUGCUCUGUAUGCCAGUGUGAAACCAAAGAGAUUCAGAGGAAAAACUCCUGAAUCCAGAGAUACUGAGGAGAUCCAGUACGCAACUGUCCAAUAUCACAGAAAGAAAGAGACGGAGAGAGAAGAGGAGUCUGAAUGUCAGUAUGACGAUAUAAGAGUUCAUCAGCCUGAUGUUGCAGUGAGGCGAUCAGCUGUUCAAACUGUGGAAGAUGCAUCAGUGAUCUAUAGCAGCGUCAAAUGAGUGACCAGCGAACACAAACCUGUGUUCAACCGUUAAAUGAAAGAUUGUUUGAUAUUGUAUAUUUGUAAAAUAAUUUACCCAUCUUUUCAGACUACAACCAACAUGUUCAACAUCCACAUUAAGACUAAUUUGUUAUCUUUGACCAUUUGUGAGAGAAUGACAGUCAUUGUGUGAUGGGUUUUUGGUUUGUUUGUUUUUUUUGCCUCUUUUUAAGUUUGUCUGAGUUUAAUCUGUUAGUAGCAUAUAAUUUGUUGUUUUUCAGGAUUUUGGUCUUCAGUUUUUGGCUUAGAAAUCAAAAAUAUACUUCAGAGAGAGAAAUAAAAUCAUAAUCUGAUUCUGAACAAUGUUGUUCACAUCUUAUACAUCACACUCUCAUCUAAAGUUAAGUCAGUUAUACAAACUGUAACUUUUAAAAAAAUAUUGCAUUUAUUAAUAAUUAAAUAAAGUAUGUUUUGAAAUAAGUUAACAACAACAGUGAUAUCUGUACUGCUUAUCAACAUUCAAAUGCAUUAAGUAUUUUAUUAUUUAAUAUAUUUUAUAAAGAGAUUGCUCUGCAUGUUUUACUUUGUAUGUUUUUACAACUAUGGCCAAUGCUUUAAUAAAUUGCUGAUUAACCUUCAA